AUGUUGAAGAAACAAAUAAUUAGAGAUCAGAAGAAAGAUCAACAACAUCAUUCUUACAAUUAUCAUAAACAUGAGAAAGACUAUGAUGAUAACAAAGAAAAGAAAAACGUUAAAAUUGUACCAAAAAUAUUGAAAGACCGAUGGCAAAUAAAUUCAGUCAUUGGAAGUGGAUCUUUCGGUUACAUUUAUAUGGCCAUAGAUCGAAUGACAGAUGAAAAAGUUGCACUUGUGAGAGAAAGUAAGAUGUAUAGAAUUGUCGAAGGACCGGGUGUGCCUAAGAUGUAUUGGUCUGGCAGUGCUGGAGAAUAUAAUGUGAUGGUACUGGAAAUGCUUGGUCCGAGUUUAGAAGAUUUAUUUAAUUAUUGUCGAAAAAAAUUUUCAUUGAAAACUGUGCUUUUAUUAGGACAACAAAUGCUGGAAAGAAUUCAUCAUAUUAAUCGGCGUGGGAUCAUUCAUCGUGAUAUUAAACCUGAUAAUUUUGUUAUGGGCACUCUCGCACAAUGUCAACAAUGUUAUUUGAUUGAUUUUGGUUUAUCAAAGUACUAUUUAGAUCGUAGAAGAAGGCAACAUAUUGAAUAUCGAGAAGGAAAAAGUUUAACGGGUACUGCCAGGUAUGCAUCGUUACGAACCCACAUGGGUAUCGAGCAAAGUCGUCGAGAUGAUCUCGAAUGUCUUGGAUAUUCCUUAAUCUAUCUGGCGAAAGGAAAACUUCCAUGGCAAGGAAUAAAAGCUGAAUCAAGAACUGAAAAACAAGAAAAAAUUUAUCAAAAAAAAUUGAAUACAAGUCUCAGUACGUUAUGUAAAGAUUUCACAGAAGAAUUUGUUCAUUUUAUAAACUAUGCACGCCGACUGGGUUAUGCAGAAGAACCGAACUAUUCAUAUUUAAGUGAUUUGCUGAAAGAAGUGUUUUCAAAGAUGAAUCUUAAAGAAGAUUGUGAGUAA
Molecule: messenger RNA, 942 nt
Organism: Didymodactylos carnosus
Lineage: Eukaryota; Metazoa; Rotifera; Eurotatoria; Philodinida; Philodinidae
Source: the annotation of a GenBank genome assembly